Molecule: messenger RNA, 3150 nt
Organism: Oncorhynchus gorbuscha (pink salmon)
Lineage: Eukaryota; Metazoa; Chordata; Actinopteri; Salmoniformes; Salmonidae
Gene: myrf
Product: myelin regulatory factor
Biological process (GO): positive regulation of DNA-templated transcription; central nervous system myelin maintenance; protein autoprocessing
Cellular component (GO): nucleus; endoplasmic reticulum membrane
Molecular function (GO): sequence-specific DNA binding; DNA-binding transcription factor activity
Source: RefSeq, a predicted model, not a curated record
CGUCGGAGAGGGCAAGGAGCGGAGGAAAUACAGUGCUAGACAUUACCUUUCGUAAAAGUUUCCCCGAGGAAUCCAACUUCGGUAUAUAUCGCUAAUAUCAAUGAGACAACGAAAUAUAUAAAAGAAAAAUCGAACAAAAUCGAAGAAUUACUCUGGGACUAUUGAUACUGAUGGAUGGAUAGUUUUCCAACGCGGAAUCUCCCGUUGUGCGACUUUCCUAUGGCUAUUUCUCAUUAGGGCCACCACUGAAUGAAGAAAUAAUGCUUCCUGUUGUCUCUUAUGUGGAUAGUUGUGGUGUUUAACAACGCUAUUUUUGGAAGCGUUGAAGCGUUUAUCGAAUAUGAGCCUAUUUAUAGGGGACUGGAAUACGUUUGUCAGGUAGUAGCUGUUGCAGCCGGGUAGGAAUCUCUCCUUCUCCCCGAAGAGUGGAUGUAUGUGAGAUGAUAAUUCCACAUUAGGACUAAAGUUGCCAAAAAGCAGAGACAUUUAGACACGCCGCUGGUCCGGACUACGGGAUGUAUCUGUGAGUUGACCCGAUAUAUAACGGCAACUGUUUCGGCCGUACUCAUACAGAGGGGGUCGUUAAUGGAGUUUCAUAGUGGGACCCGCUAGGAUGGACGUGGUUGAUGAAACCGAAGCGUUACAGAGAUUUUUUGAAGGUCAUGAUAUUACCAGCUCCUUGGAGCCAGCGAACAUUGACACCAGUAUUCUGGAGGACUACAUUAGUAAGGAGGACGACAGCACUGACAUCUGUUUUUCUGAGGUCCAUAGCGGUGCCCCAGGGCCUAACUCUUACUCAUCACCCCAAGCCGGAGUUUCCUCUUCUGGGGGUGGUUUGCAGUGUGGCGUGAACCCCCCUAUCCCCCUCCGUCAGGGAAACCCCCACUCCCACCACCAACUCCAGCCCUGCCAAACCCCCUACCCCCCACCCCUGGGCCUGCUGAGACACAACAACUACCCCUGCCUGGGGCAACACAACCACCAGCAGAACCACCAGCAGCAGCAGGACCACAUCAAGCCUGAACACAGAGGACACUACGCACCAGGGACGCUCCCAGAGUCCCCGCCAGACUCCAGCUCUGAGCCAUACUCCCCUCAGCAGGUCAAUGACACUCACAUGCUGAGGACCAUGACACCAGAGAACAUGUGUCACAUGACCUCGCCGCCGCUCCCCCCGCACGGCCAUGGCUAUCCAAACAUGCACCGGGACAUGUACCUAAAGCCUGAGCCAAUGAUCUCGCAGUACCCCAUUGGUCCCACCUCCAGUGGGAGUUGCCAGGACCUGCAACAGAGCCAGAUGCUGCAUCAACUAUUGCAACACCCACAACAGGGACCAGAUGGAAUAGCAGUCCACCAGGCAAAGAAGAGGAAACAUGCUGGCAGUCCUGACAGCACCCGGAACUCUCAGAUCCUCACAGGUAUCAUCAAACAAGAGCCAGUAGACAUUGUUUCUGGCCCAGGUUUGAUGGUGGAUGCUGAUAACUCCUACCUGGACCCCAACUACCAGUGUAUAAAAUGGCAGCCGCACCAGCAGAACAAGUGGACGCCGUUGUACGACGUCAACUGCAAAGAGCUCCCAAUGCCCACCUAUCGCGUCGACGCUGAUAAAGGUUUUAACUUCUCCCUGGCGGACGACGCCUUCGUAUGUCAGAAGAAAAAUCACUUCCAGGUCACCGUGUACUGCGGCAUGCUGGGAGAUCCCAAGUACAUCAAGACCAGCGAUGGCCUCCAGCCUAUCGACUGCUUCUACCUCAAACUCAAUGGGGUUAAGCUGGAAGCCAUGAACCAGUCCAUCAACGUGGAGCAGUCCCAGUCAGACCGCAGCAAGAGACCCUUCAAACCAGUACUGGUGACACUGCCCCCGGAGCAGGUUACCAAGGUAACAGUGGGACGACUCCACUUCAGUGAGACCACAGCCAAUAACAUGAGGAAGAAAGGCAAACCGAACCCUGAUCAGAGGUACUUCAUGUUGGUGGUAAGCGUUGCAGGCCCAGGCCAGACCCAGACCCACAGUCAGAGCUUCACGGUGGCCGCGCAGGUGUCCGAGAGGAUCAUCGUCAGGGCGUCUAACCCGGGUCAGUUUGAGAGUGACAGUGAGGUGUUGUGGCAGCGUGGCCAGCUACCUGACUCAGUGUACCACCACGGCCGGGUCGGUAUCAACACAGACCGACCAGACGAGGCCAUGGUAAUCCACGGUAACCUGAAGGUCAUGGGGUCACUGGUACACCCGUCCGAUAUACGGCUGACCGCUAAAGAGAACGUCCACGAGGUAAACACUACAGACAACCUGAAGCGGAUCAGUCAGAUGAGGCUGGUUCAUUAUCAGUACAAGCCUGAGUUUGCUUCCAGCAUGGGCAUCGACUCCAGCCCAGAGACUGGAGUGAUUGCUCAGGACGUGCAGCAGAUUCUGCCUGAAGCCGUGAAGGAGGGAGGAGACGUCAUCUGUUCCAAUGGAGAGACCAUCCCUAAACUUCUGGUGGUCAACAAGGACCGUAUCUUCAUGGAGAACGUCGGUGCAGUGAAGGAGCUGUGUAAACUGACUGACAACCUGGAGACUCGUAUAGAUGAGCUGGAGCGCUGGAGCAGGAAGCUGGCCAAACUCCGCCGUCUGGACAGCAUGAAGAGUACAGUCAGCGGAGGCACCACCAGCCAAUCAGGGAGCCAGUUCAGCAGGACAGGAAGUGGUCCCCUGAAGAGGAAGACAGUGAAACCUGGAAAUAAGAGUGCGACUCCAGAGCAGGGCUGCAUCAGUCACAGGUUCAUGCAGGGAACCAUUCUGGCUCUGGUCGUCGUCAUGGCCUUCAGUGUCAUCUCCAUGUCCGUACUCUAUGUGUUGACACUGCACCACAGAGGGGACGUCAGCGAGAAAGACGUGUCUGCAGAGGGAUCAUCUAGGAUGGCAUCUGCUCCUCGAUCCACCAUCUCCACGCGUCAAGAUACAGUCCCACCCUCUCCUUCACUGGCCAAUCCUGCAGCUUGCUGUCCACCUACAACUGCCACAAACAACCAAUCAGCAACUACUCUUUCGCCAAGCACCAACCAGUCAACACUGGAAGUAAGUAGUCCAGUCCCUACACUGCGCAGCAUCAACAAGAAGGCCAAGUCCAGGCCUAUGGACAAGGACGGACGCUAAUGGAACCGUCUCAGCCA